AUGCUGCGAGUCUCCGAGUUUGACAAGGUCUUCAACGACGCGCAGCGGCAGGGCCGCAUCUCCUUCUACCUCACCUCGCGCGGCGAGGAGGCGUGCUCCGUCGGCUCGGCGGCGGCGCUGCGCGAGGACGACUGGAUGCUGCCGCAGUACCGCGAGCUGGGCUCUGCGCUGUGGCGAGGGAUGACUUAUACGGACAUCGCCAACCAGGCCACGGGCAACCGGCACGACCCCGCGCACGGACGGCAGCUGCCACUGCACUACGGGUCGAUCGAUCGUCUAUGUCAAGUCGACCCUCGGCACGCAGUGCCCGCACGCGGCAGGCGCGUCGGGUACGGCAUGAAGCGGCGGGGCGGCGGGCAGGUCGCCCUGACCUAUUUCGGCGAGGGGUGCGCGUCGGAGGGAGAUGUGCCUUCUGCCUUCAACAUCGCCGCCGUCCACGGCUGCCCCACGAUCUUCUUCUGCCGCAACAACGGCUACGCCAUCUCGACAAACGCCUCGGAGCAGUUCGCGUAUGGCAUGCCGACGAUACGCGUCGACGGCAACGACCUGCUUGCGGUCUACGCGGCGACUGCCGCCGCGCGCGCCAUCGGUGCCGAGCAAGGGAGGCCGACCUUGGCGAUGACGUACCGCGUCGGCGCUCACUCGACCUCAGACGACGACUCAAAGUACCGCGAGCCUUCUGCGCCAGAGGAGGGGUGGGACGACGAGCGCUCCUACUGGGAGGCGCGCUCUCCGAUCGUCCGCUUCGGGCGCUACCUUCACCAGCGCGGCUGCUUCAGUGGUGCUGACGAGGAGCGGAUGCGGCGCGCGCUGCGCAAGGAGGCGAUCGCGGCGCUGUCGGCGGCGGAGGAGGCGGGGAGGCCGUCGCCGCACCACCUCUUCACGGACGUGUGGGACGUGGAGCCGCCGGCGCUGCAGCAGCAACGUGCCGCGCUGCAGGAGCACAUGGCGAGGCACCCGGCGGCGUAUGACAAGUUCCCGAGUUUUUCCAGCCAGUGA
Messenger RNA from Emiliania huxleyi CCMP1516, 999 nucleotides. Its product is annotated as putative 2-oxoisovalerate dehydrogenase alpha subunit mitochondrial precursor. Gene Ontology annotation, biological process: branched-chain amino acid catabolic process. Lineage: Eukaryota; Haptophyta; Isochrysidales; Noelaerhabdaceae. The record is from RefSeq and is a predicted model, not a curated record. The coding region runs from base 1 to 999 and encodes 332 amino acids. Gene Ontology annotation, molecular function: oxidoreductase activity, acting on the aldehyde or oxo group of donors, disulfide as acceptor. The transcript is spliced from 6 exons.